Lottia gigantea (owl limpet) is the source of this 3705-nucleotide messenger RNA. RefSeq lists its product as hypothetical. NCBI's taxonomy places the organism in Eukaryota, Metazoa, Mollusca, Gastropoda, Lottiidae. The transcript is spliced from 10 exons. Gene Ontology annotation, molecular function: protein binding. Bases 1 to 1770 code for a protein of 589 amino acids. The record is from RefSeq and is a predicted model, not a curated record.
AUGGGAAGAGAAAUCGGAUUUAAUUUUGGUAAAAAGAGAAGAAAUAAAUAUACAUCUGGCAAAAUAACAAAAUACCAUGGUGUUGAACCAGAAGUUAUAAGGAUCAAACCAUCAUCAGUUAUAACAGAAAAAAUUGGUAACAGUUUAACAGUGACAUGUUCAGUAGAAUGUAAACCAGACUGUACUGUGUCUUGGAAGAAAAGUGAGAGCUUAUUAGAAAAUAACAAUGAACUGAAGUUUCCUAAUUUAACACGACUUAAUGAUGGGGAAUAUACCUGUCACGCUGAAAAUGAAUAUGGUUCUUCUGAUGAAGAUUUGACAAUUCACAUUCAUUAUAAACCAAUCCUUGUGUCAGAAAAAUUGAAAGAUAUGAAAUUUAAGGAGUUAAGAAUUAAGGAACUUUCUAAUGUUAAUAUCACUUUAGAGAUAGACAGUAAUCCUGAACCAGAUAUCACCUGGAUUAAAAGUGGGAAGAUACUACCAGACAAUGAUACAACUAUGAUGUUAUCUGGACCAGUGGUACGCCAGGUGACCAAUAUCAAUAAAUAUAUGUAUAAUAGUGUAUAUAAGAUUAUACAAGCUCAAUGUACAGACAUGGCUAACUAUAGUGCGAGGAUAUCAAACCAAUAUGGUGAAAUCUCUUCUUCAGCUUUUCAUCUUAAAGUUUCUUGUAAACCUAGAAUCGAAGAUGGGGAAUAUUUUAAGACCGAGUUCGCUCCAGAGUUAGGUGAAACUAUAGAUAUUAAUAUGAGGGUAAUAGCAUACCCUGCCCCUGUGAUAUCAACUAUUUACCAUAACGGUAGUGUUAUACCUAUAUCAGUGUUUAAUAUAACACACUAUACACCUUCAGACUAUUUAACUGUGUUCACAAUAACUAAACAUGUUCAGACAUUAAAUGAUUUAGGAAUUUAUCAUGUGGAACUCUCUAAUGAUGAAGAUAGAGUUAACAUCACAGUACAUUUCAAAGACAAAGGAAGUCCAUCAACACCACAAGAUCUACGUGUGUCUGAAAUUAAAGCCUUAUCCAUUCUUUUACAAUGGACCUCAACUUUCAAUGGUGGUGAGAAACAAACAUUUAGUGUGUGGUAUAAACAUUUAUAUGGAAAUUGGACAUUUUAUAAUCAAACUUAUCAUGACCCUGGAGAGGGCUCUACUGUAAAGGCAGAGAUUAAAGGGUUACGUGAUCUAACAGCAUAUAUGUUUCAAGUUCGUGCUAAAAAUAAGUAUGGAAUGAGUGAUUUUACCCCCUCCUUACCAGUUACUACUAUAGAAUUAACGAAGACCCCGGUAGAAAAUGCUGGGAUGUCUACAGCUGAUAUUGGUAUGUGGGCCGGUAUUAGUAUAGCUCUAGUAGUACUAAUUAUAGCCGUUAUUAUAGCUAUAUUCUUUAUUAGAAGAAAAUAUCAAGAAAAGAAAAAAGAUAAAUUUUUUAAAGAGAUAAGAGACGCUGGGGAUCCCAUGAUGCCUGGACAGUUUUUAGAGUUAUCUAAUAAAGAAAAUCAUCUUUAUGAAGAAAUCUUAGAACAUCGUUUAUCCAGAGCAGGGUCUCCAAGUACUAAUAGUAACGGUACUAGUUCACAUGAAAGAAAACCUGCCCCCACCUCGGCACCACCUAAACCCCCCAGAACAUUUGAAGAACCAACACCUAAAAAACCUGAACCAAUAUGGAAACCAGUGGAAAAGAAAGCACCAAAAGUCAAUGAGAAUACAUUACAUUUAGCAGUGGCUAGAAAAUCUUUAAAACCAGUGACCAAUAAAGGUCAAUUAUAGACUAAUAUACAACAUCAAAAUUUGGAUAUUACGGUGCUCCUCAUAUUUGCCCUUCAAGAUUAAAACAUAUAACAGGCCUUAAUUCUUUGCCUUGUUUAUCUUAAACUGAUAUGCGGACUAUAUGAAAUGGAAUUCAAGUCAACAAUUCUAUAGCAGAGCUACAUCAGGGUUUCCAAAGUGUUAACAUGUCAUGCAUGGAUGAUAUGAACAAUACCUGCCACAGUGAUAUUUUAGUUAAGCUCAAAAACACUCAAUAACAUGUAUGGAUAUAAUAUAUUGGUGUAUGGUGUUUAGCUUGACUAUUUUCACAAAUUAUAUAUGAUUUUGAGCUUUGGUUUCAUAAGUGGCUUUUUCAGUUUUUGUUUUUUGUUUUGUUGUUAUACAGACUGCCUUGCUAAUUGAAAAUAAUAAACAAAACAACCUGCAUGUAUAUGAUCAAAAGUGGUUUAUGGGUUUAUGAUUAAAGAAAUAAUAAGCUUAGUUCUGUAUUUUUACCGAACAAAUGGUUUCUUUUAUUUUGGUCUGUAAAAAUCUCAAAUUUUUGUUUACAAUUCAAGAAAAAAAAGCUAAUUUGAUAGUUUCUAUGAAAAAAAAAGAUGGAAAAAUGAACCGGUUUCUUUCAAACAAAUGAUUUAAGGGUUUCAUUAUCUUAUGUUAUAAUGUACUUAAAUAUAUUAACAAAUUUGUAUUUUUUAUUUGUACCUUGUUGCUUUGUUAACUUGUAAAUAUUUUUAUAAUGAAAUGUAUAUAUAUUUGUAGUUUGUUGUUGAGAGGUAAUUGUUUUUGUUUUUUUUUCUCCUCAAAAUCAUGUAUACAUGAAUAUAUGUCUUUUAAAAGGACAUAGUUGCUUACAAAUUUGUUUUGCUAACUUGUGGAGCCUAAUUUCUGCUAUCUGUAUCACUUAUUAAAAUUAAGAUUUGACAUCCAGUUCAUCUUGAGUUUUAUGACAACAAAGUUUACAUUCUCCUUUGCAAAUAUGACAUGAAUGGUGAAAUCUACAGGUUAGAAUUUUAAUAGUAACCUACAAACUACAAUUAUUUUUAUUUAUUGCAAACAAACUAGAUGUCAGAUCUAAAUUCUGAAAAAUGGUACAGAUAGCUGAAAUUCAGCUUUUUUGAUUUUGAAAAUAUUAUAUAGAUGAAACAUCUCUGAUGUAAUGUUUUAUACUACGCUCUGUAAACUUGUUACGCUUUGACUAUCACAAAAACAUUUAUUUUAUUGUUUAAAGUUAAAAUGAAUUUUAACUCUUGAGAAUAAUUUUCUUGUCCACAAUAUUUCAUUUUUUAUCUAAAAUUUAUAUUUUAAUUGCAAUUCACAGCAUGAAUAAAAUAAUCUCCUAUGAAUUCUGUUCUCAAAGCAUUACAAAUUUUUUGAUAUAGGGACCAUCUGUGCAAUGAUCAACACAAACCAUUUUCUUUACAAAAAACAAAACUAUGCAACAAUAUUGGCAGCUCAAAAGUUUAAGUGAAGUUUACGGAUAUAAAUCAAAUUAAAUUUUACAUGUUAAUUAGAUAUACAUGUAAUAUUAAGAAUAUUUGCAUUUCCAGCUGAUAGAGCCAUCUGUAACACUUUUCAAAAAUGAGAUUCCACUAUAGAAUUCUCAUGGGCAGUUAUGAUUAAUGAUCUCAUAAUAUUGGUAACAUUUGCACAUAAAAAUGUACAUCUAGGAAAGUUUGACAUUCUGAAUUUUCAUAUUAGGUUCAUGUUUAUUUGUAGGAGAACUGUAUGUCUGAUUUAAACCCCGAAAAGUGAUACUUGAGCGAAAUGAAGUCCUUAUCAGCUGGCAAGCGAAUAUCUCUUUUUAUGAAAGAAUAAAUUCUUGAAAGUAAAUUCAUUAUAAUAAAUAUUGUAUAUUUUAUAGAAGUACACUUCAAAGUAGUUUAAUAUUUUAUAUUUGUAUAUUUUUAAAUAAAUAAAUUUAUGAUUGUAAAUAUU